Molecule: messenger RNA, 948 nt
Organism: Cajanus cajan (pigeon pea)
Lineage: Eukaryota; Viridiplantae; Streptophyta; Magnoliopsida; Fabales; Fabaceae
Source: RefSeq, a predicted model, not a curated record
AUGGUAAUGACAAGGAGUCAGCAGGAGAACGCAACCGAUUACCCUUUCGGAAUGCCCCGAGACACCCCCAGGCGACAAACUAACCAGAAUGAGGAGGGAAUGGAAGAAUCAUAUGUGGACCGGUCCCAGCAACCUAACCCGUCCUCGGCCAUCGAACAACUGAAAGCCGAAAUGAUGGAACUCAAGAGGCUCCGAGAAAAGGAUGCCCACGAAUUAUCAGUCUUGAGAAGAGAGAACGCCGAACUCAGAAGUGAUAACCGAUCGUGGCAUCCGUCUCACGACAUCCCUAACACACAAUCCACCCGGGAUCACGGGGAUUCAUCAGGAUGGUACAGGGAAACAAGGGAUCCAAAGCCCCCAGCAGGAGUGACAACUACUACUCUUGAUCAGCAACGCCGACAAGGGAGGACACCAUUCACCCUGGACAUCACCGGAGCCCGUUUACCCGAUAAUUGGAAAAACUUGGCCCUGGAGAAGUAUGACGACACUACCGAUCCCGAGGAGCACCUUGACGCGUUCGUCACUCAGGUCAGUCUGUACACCGAUGAUGAUGCGAUCAUGUGUAAGGUCUUCCCUACUUCGUUGAAAGGACCAGCACUCAAUUGGUUCACGAGACUCCCUCCCGGAUCGAUUGAUUCGUUCACAACCUUAUCAUCCCGUUUCAUGAUACAAUUCGCCACGAGCCGCCCUCACCAACUCACGUCAAUCGCGUUAGUCAACAUACGUCAAGAAAAGAAGGAACCCCUCAGAACAUUCAUGGAAAGAUUCGGGAAAAUGACUUUGUCCAUCUGGGAUCUGGAUCCCGCGGUGGCCAUGCACCAACUCACCACGGUACUGAGGUCGGGUCCUUUCGUAAAUGGCUUGUGCAAAAAGCCACCCAGAGACUUGGAUGAUCUUAGACAAAGAGCCACCAAGUACAUGCAGAUGGAGGAAUUGCCCGAGUUCUGA